This is a messenger RNA of Lactuca virosa, 933 nucleotides long. NCBI's taxonomy places the organism in Eukaryota, Viridiplantae, Streptophyta, Magnoliopsida, Asterales, Asteraceae. The record is from the annotation of a GenBank genome assembly.
ACAAGAUGGAAAUUAAGCAUGUGGGUAUGUACCUAAAAAAAGAGUUUGUGUCUGAAUUAUUCAUCAAACCAUUGCAGCACUACCCCAAAAACCCCACUCAAGCUGCUGCUUCAACUAUUCUAUGAUAAAUUCAUUUCAUUAAUGGCAUCCAAUACCGAUGAUAUCGCCGCCGGUGCCGUCAACCUGGAACUCGAAGCCAUGAGAACAGAUGACUGCUCUUGGCAACCUUGCGAAAUCUACUUCAGCCCAACUGGCGGUGGUCUUGUUGUAAAAUAUGAGGACAACGAUUCCCAAGAUACAUUAACGAAUGAAAAAGAAGCUUUGAUGCGAAUUCGAGCCCGUUCUCUUCCUCUCCAAGAUGAUGACUGUGCUCACAUCAAACCAGGUGAGACUGUUCUUGUCAAUCGAGACUCAGAAUCUGAAGGAGGGUUCUUUGAUGCAGAGGUAGAAAAGGUGAUACGGGUGAGGCAUUCAAAGAGGACGAAAUGUAGAUGUAGUUUCAUGAUUAGAUGGCUGAAAAAAGAUGUCAAUGGUGGAAGUUUAACAGUUCCUUCUUCUUCAGUAAUGAGAUUAGCUAACAAAAGCAUCAAUCAUCAUCCAACAAUUUCAGCAUUCAUAGAUGCAGUGCAGCUGAGUAACUCAAGUGACUCAGAUAUGUCUCCACAGAUGGACAUUGUUGGUGACUUUGAUCUGGAUCUACAUGACUUGUUAGAAAAACAAAUUGAAGGAAUCAGAAACUCAGUUCAUGGUUCCAAAAAGAGAAUUAGAGAUGAGAUUUCUAUGUUUGAAGAUGUUUCAAAGCCAAAUGGAAGAACACUGAAAGUCGAAAUUUCAACUGAAAAAAAAUCAUUCAAGGAGGUCAACCCGGAGUCAAAAGCAAAAGGGUGGACCAAAAAAACAAGAAUCCCCUGUAAUCCCACCUCCAACAACUGA